AUGAUGGUGGCUGCCCUGGCCAUGAUGACGGAGGCGGCACCCCCGCGCGUCCGCAACCUUGAAGAAUCCCAAGACAUUGCCCAGCAAAUUCGAGAAAAGAACCAGCGACACUUGGAAGGAAAGGCACGGAUUCGCGACGCCCAAGAAGGCCGAUUCUGGCGCAACCAUUUGUGA
This is a messenger RNA of Aphanomyces invadans, 174 nucleotides long. RefSeq lists its product as hypothetical. The transcript has a single exon. The record is from RefSeq and is a predicted model, not a curated record. Lineage: Eukaryota; Oomycota; Saprolegniomycetes; Saprolegniales; Verrucalvaceae. Bases 1 to 174 code for a protein of 57 amino acids.